AUGGAUGCUUCGUGGAAAUUCGAGCCCGCAUUGGGCUUUGAAUUAAGUCGCACCGCUACUGCCCUGGGUAGGCUUGCUCCGGCCAUCCACGCUCUCGAGAAGUCCGAUGUUAUGUCUCUGCUACGGGACCUACAGCGUGUUCGAAACGAUAACGCUUACUUAGUCGACUUGAUCCACAAACAGCAGCGGACUAUGGAACGUCAAGCCCAAGAAAGCGCCAUAUUAUCCCAGGAAUUGGCUAGAGCCCAAAGUAUGCUUGCGCAAAAGUGGAAAAGCAAUGUCUCUGGCUCAAAAAGCCCAACCCCCAGCAGCAGCCCUACUCCAGGAAAAGCUUUGGACUAA
Molecule: messenger RNA, 342 nt
Organism: Penicillium riverlandense
Lineage: Eukaryota; Fungi; Ascomycota; Eurotiomycetes; Eurotiales; Aspergillaceae
Exons: 1
Coding region: 1-342 (113 amino acids)
Source: RefSeq, a predicted model, not a curated record